ACACACACACACACACACACACACACCACACUCUGGCUGGUGCAGGGAGCCAGAGCCCUGCAGAAGGCUGGAGCUGCAGCUCUUUUCCCUACAGGGACCACCUGGAGGCUGCGGGACACCACUGCAAUCUGAGAGAUGCCUCUGACUUCCAGAGCCCCGUGGAUGUCACGGACCUCCUGGCGGAGCAGCACUUUGAGGCGGCCUUGGCUCUGCACCUAUACAGGGGUGGCCGGCUCCUGCAAGGUCACGGGAUUCCCUUCGGGGUCAUCUUUGGGGGCACUGAUGUGAAUGAAGACACUGGCCAGGAAGAGAAGAAAGAAGUGAUGGGGAAAGUUCUUGAGGAAGCCAGGUUUGCUGUCACGUUCACAGAGUCCAUGAAGGGGAUGGUGCUGAAGCAGUGGCCGCAUGCUCAGGGUAAGAUCUAUGUCCAGAGUCAAGGAAUCGCAACAAUACCAAAUGCCGCCUUCAACUGGAACAGCUUCCUCCAGCGUGCAGAGAUCUACCAGAGCACCGACCAGCUGCACGUGUUCCUCCUCGUGUGUGGGCUGCGGCGCGUGAAGGACCCUCUUUACCUGGUGGAUGCGUUUUCAGAAUGGCACCAAGAAGAGUCAAGUGUCUACAUGGUGAUCGUGGGUCCGGAAGUGGAUCCCGUCUUCACCAGAGAAGUAAGAGCCCGAGUGCAGAGGGCCCUCGGUGUGCGGCUGCUUGGGGAGAUGCCACAGGGGGACCUGCAUGCCGCCCUGAAGAGCUGCUCAGCGCUGGUGAACAGCUCGCUGUCGGAGGGCAUGUCGGCUGCCAUCCUGGAGGCCAUGGAUCUGGAGGUCCCUGUGCUGGCCAGGAACAUUCCAGGGAAUGCCGCUGUGGUGACGCACGGAGUCACAGGGCUGCUGUUUGCAGACCCACAGGAGUUCGUUCACCUGGCCAAGAGACUGGUGCGAGAUCCCAUGCUGGAGAAAGAGCUCGUGGCCAACGGAAGGGACUACAUGAACAGGACUGCCUUUAGAACCCUUGAUGCACCAGAAUUCCCAGAACUCACCAAAGCUCCCGUACUCGUGGCUACAGAGUAUCAGCGAAAGGGUCAGAGGGAAGCUGCAGUCUGAGUGGAGGAGAGCAAGUUUGAGACAAAGCCCCGUAAA
This is a messenger RNA of Fukomys damarensis (Damara mole-rat), 1136 nucleotides long. RefSeq names its product glycosyltransferase 1 domain containing 1 (gene Glt1d1). NCBI's taxonomy places the organism in Eukaryota, Metazoa, Chordata, Mammalia, Rodentia, Bathyergidae. Gene Ontology annotation, molecular function: glycosyltransferase activity. Bases 324 to 1100 code for a protein of 258 amino acids. The record is from RefSeq and is a predicted model, not a curated record. The transcript has 14 exons.